Messenger RNA from Galleria mellonella (greater wax moth), 1324 nucleotides. Its product is annotated as serine protease snake-like. The coding region runs from base 123 to 1310 and encodes 395 amino acids. The transcript has 10 exons. The record is from RefSeq and is a predicted model, not a curated record. Gene Ontology annotation, biological process: proteolysis. Gene Ontology annotation, molecular function: serine-type endopeptidase activity. NCBI's taxonomy places the organism in Eukaryota, Metazoa, Arthropoda, Insecta, Lepidoptera, Pyralidae.
CAAUCAAUUUUAACGUAACUUGGCAUUCAAGUUUGUGCGUAUCUGUGGAUCACUCACAUUUGUGAUUUAAUUAUUAAGUAUUAAAUUAAUAAUGAAAAUUAAUAUAUAACGUGUAUUUCAACAUGUUCAUAUUUAUUUUAAAACUAUUUUCUAUGGUUGCUGCCAUACAAAUUUUAGAAGCGACAGAAGAAAAAGUUUCAAGACUCAAACGGCAAAACGAGGGGUGGGACUGGAGUUACGUCGAUUCACUAGCGUCAACGCCUUAUGUAAAUAACGAAAGACAAAUAGCUACGGAGUCGACAACUACGCCCAAACCAUCAACUACAACCACGCCAACCACAUCUUCACCGGAACCAUGCCUCGAACCACCAUCAGUCCAACCAAACUUUGCAGCUGUUGGCCGCAGAAUAAGUAUAACAAAAUGCUACGAAUAUAUCUGGCAGUUAAAAGAUCGAGUAGAUGGAAUUGAGAAAGAUCGAAGAUGUGCCCAAUAUCGAUCAAAAUUUUGGGGUAAUCGCUUCGUCAUCGGAGGUAGAGUCACAGAACCCGGAGAAUUCCCUCACAUGGGCGCUAUAGGCUGGAGGAGCGUCACGGAUACGUGGUUAUUCAACUGCGGGAGCACCCUCAUUAGCCCCAAGUUUGUACUAACCGCCGGUCACUGUACAAAAGCAUCCCCGAGAGAUUCCAGAAUUGCGGACGUAGUUCCAAAGAUCAUAAGAUUUGGUGUUAAGAAUGUUAUUAAUAUUGAGGAUUCUAUGGACAUAAAUAUCUCUAGAAUCAUACCACAUCCACAAUACAAGCCUCCGAAGCAAUAUUUUGAUAUAGCCUUAAUGGAAUUGGAGAAAGUAGUGACAUUCAGCAAAGUGAUACAACCAGCAUGUUUGUGGAGCAAAGAUGAUGAAAGUUUUGGAAGCAAAGCCACUGUCACUGGAUGGGGUGUUUAUAGAAAUGGCAAUCGCAACACAUCUGACGAGCUACAGGCGGGUGAAGUGAACAUAAUAGAUUCCCAUAACUGCGACGAAUUCUUGAGAUCUUCAUCCAACAGGCACUGGGUCGGAAUAAAGGAUCACCAGCUCUGCGCCGGGAAACUGGAAGGUGGUGUUGACGCCUGUCAGGGUGACUCAGGAGGCCCCUUGCAAGUGAAGAUCCCAUUGCCAGAACCAUACAGUAACCGUGAAGGAACCAUGCACUAUGUCGUCGGAAUCACAUCGUUCGGUGUCGGCUGCGCACUGCCAAACUUGCCUGGGGUCUACACAAGGGUGUCCAGUUUUAUUGACUGGAUCGAAAACAUUGUUUGGGUGAAUCAAUAAAUAACAUAUUUUAA